Molecule: messenger RNA, 908 nt
Organism: Actinia tenebrosa (Australian red waratah sea anemone)
Lineage: Eukaryota; Metazoa; Cnidaria; Anthozoa; Actiniaria; Actiniidae
Product: achaete-scute homolog 4
Biological process (GO): developmental process; regulation of transcription by RNA polymerase II
Molecular function (GO): RNA polymerase II transcription regulatory region sequence-specific DNA binding; DNA-binding transcription factor activity, RNA polymerase II-specific; protein dimerization activity
Source: RefSeq, a predicted model, not a curated record
GACGAACGGAGCUAAACUGGAGAAGCCCAAGGAAAUCCCUACCACGAUAUUUCACUAGAAGCCAACCUAAUUUCAAAGCUUUGGACCUCACAAGCCCUUGGCUCAAAAACUACGAAAGUUGUGAAUACAUUAAUGUGGCUAUUUGCCUGGUGUUUUUUCGAAGAAAAUUUGUGAUACAAAUGGAGUUCCAGGAUUACGCGUUUUCUAUGCCAACAUGCUAUCAAUUGGGAAUACCAAACGAGAACUCUCCAAUGACUCAAUAUCAUCAGCCUUACCACUAUGCGCCACAAGUAGCGAUGCCUAUUCCACAUCCUCUAUAUGACUAUAAUCUCGAGCCAGCGUUCAUUCGGAAACGAAACGAAAGAGAGAGGAUCCGCGUUCGACAUGUUAACGAAGGAUACGCAAGACUCAGGGAGCACUUACCCGAAGAACCUACAGACAAACGCAUGUCCAAAGUAGAAACUUUAAGAGCAGCGAUACGAUAUAUCAAACACCUCGAGAGUCUUCUUGAAGGAGAAUCAACAGAAAAUACCGAAGAAAAUGACAAGUACGAACAAAAAAAUCAAGAAAACCAAUCUUGAAUCGUUUGUUGUGAUUGAACAACAAUAAAAAGAUAUAAAUAUAUAUUAUACAUAUAUUAAAUACGGAUUUAAAAUGUUCCACAAGGUAUUUAAGCACUUCUGGAUUCACCAAAAGUAACACUGAAAGCAGAAAGACUUAUAUGGAAAGGAAGACUUGUGUGUGUUUAUCGUUUGUCUGUUAGAAAUUAUUUGUAAAAUUAGAUACAUUAGCGACCGGAGAGCUCAUUUGUGAUGUUAAAAAAAUCAGUUACAUUUUGUAAAAACGAUACAUAUAUUUAAAAAAAACAACAAAACCAGUUGGAAUAUCAUUAAAACACAUGAAAUAUA